CUGUAUAUUAUACUUUAUCCAAGGUGCUAAAAUGAAGACGGAAAAUCGCGUCAUUUGAAGCCUUUUUUUAAAGUUUAAUGAAGCGGCAUUCUUUUCUAUCAUGGUACGCUUAAAUGGCACAAAUCCUAAAGCUGGAUGACUUCCCAACUUCCUGUCCUUUUUUUCCGCGGAGAUAAGAACACCCUCGCUUUUAAAAAAAUUAGAUAUAGUGUAGCAUCAACAGCAACGGCCAUUCUUUCAGUUUCCAUCGAACAACCAUGGCAAACGUACACCUAAUCAACUCAAAUCUGUUUUUAACAUUGUUUCUAGUCCUUUUCUUAAGUUAUUUUACGUGGUGUGCUUCCUUCACAUCCGAAGACCUAGAUACUGAUAUGAGAUACAUAAAAAUAUGCAAUCUGUCUUCACCAAUUAGUAUGAGAGCCAUGAACGAGGUUUUAAUCAACAAGAAGUUGGCCAAGGCAGAAUCGAACAAUUUCAAAUGUUUCCUGCAUUGCCUCUUCAUGAAAUACGGUUGGAUGGAUGAAGAUGGUGGAUUUUUGGUCCACGACAUCAAGAAGACGCUGGAGGAGGCUGAUAUAGAGAUAGCAAGUUUGGAAUAUAUCUUGUACAGAUGUACCGCCCUGGAAUCGAUAGAUAGGUGUGAGAGGUCGUUCACGUUCACUGAAUGUUUCUGGAGGAAAAUGUCUCAGGUACAGCCCCAAGAGGAUCAGCUCUUCUACAGUAUAGACAAUAUAGAUAAAAAACGAUGAAAUAUGCUCAACCAUGAACUGAUUAUCGAAAAAUGUAAAUACCACCCUAGAUAAUUAUUUUUUUAACUUUUUUACCAUGACAAUUUAUCGAUGUAAACUAGAAAGAUUAUGUAAUACAAUUAUGAAAAUGA
Messenger RNA from Coccinella septempunctata (seven-spotted ladybird), 880 nucleotides. It is a transcript of the gene Obp57c, whose product is annotated as general odorant-binding protein 57c. NCBI's taxonomy places the organism in Eukaryota, Metazoa, Arthropoda, Insecta, Coleoptera, Coccinellidae. The record is from RefSeq and is a predicted model, not a curated record. The transcript is spliced from 3 exons. Gene Ontology annotation, biological process: sensory perception of smell. Gene Ontology annotation, molecular function: odorant binding. The coding region runs from base 258 to 749 and encodes 163 amino acids.